This is a messenger RNA of Fibroporia radiculosa, 1257 nucleotides long. RefSeq lists its product as uncharacterized. The transcript has 14 exons. The record is from RefSeq and is a predicted model, not a curated record. NCBI's taxonomy places the organism in Eukaryota, Fungi, Basidiomycota, Agaricomycetes, Polyporales, Fibroporiaceae. The coding region runs from base 1 to 1257 and encodes 418 amino acids.
AUGGGCUUGCAUGCAAUUGAACUCUCUUCGUCUGUGAUAGGGACACUCCUCUCAUUACAGUCAGAAGAGAUUUCUCGUACUCACUUGGAGCUUGGAAAGCUGAAGGAGCAGCAGAAUAAAUGUCGCUUUGUUACAUUUGAGGAUAUUGAUUCCCUGCGAAAUGAGUUUCAAGCGCAGCUAAUUUCAGAGGAACCAACGGCGAAGGGGUGCGAGAUCACCUUCCUGAAAGAACAGCUAGCUGCAGCUGAACUCUCCGCAAGCGAAUUGCGCACUCAACUUGAAAACGAGCAGAUUGCAAACGAAAGCCUGAGGAUUGCUGCGGUCGACCGCGACAGGGCACACCGAGAGACUCUGGAUUAUAGCGGAGAAGCUGUGCAGAGUAUUCAAGAGUUACGGGAACGGUGCACACAUCUCAACGUGCAGCUUGAAGAAGAACGUGCCUGUAAUGAGAGCUUGAAGUCAAACUCCCAGCUUGUUGGGGAUUUGAGGAAGCAACUAUCUGAACUUGAAAAAAACUUUGAGCUGCAUCGCAGUCUCUUUGCGAAAGCUCAUCAUGAUUUUGAGUCGACAAGCGUAUCCUUGGCACAUGCACUCGAGGAAAAGACUGCCUUGGAAAGCACAAUCGACCAGCUCACCACUGAAAUGAACGAUCAAGAGCUAUUUAUUGGAAAUUUGCAGCAACAACUGCGAACGCGGGACCAGAUGAUUUUGGAGUUGCAGGCAUCACGGGCUGAGGUGAUAGACAAGGCACAUUAUGAUGACCGUAUUGCCGCGCUGCUAAGUGAACUGUCGCACGAGAAGGAAACUGUGGCCGACUUGAAGGAACAAUUGUUACAGGCUGCCUUUACUCAGGAGUCUAAAUCUGUCGCUCUUGGAGCAAAAAUCCCAGCAUUGGAGAGGUCAGACACUCCUGCCACUGAUAUAACGUUCCUCGAAUGUGACUCGGAGCAGAUGGAAGAUGCUAUUGCAGAACUCUCGUCAUUGGGAGAUGUGUCUGAGUCUGCUACGAUGCCAGAAGAUCAGAAGAAACAGCCUGUACUUGAUCUGUCGGCAUCUCAAACACCAAUGCCCUCUCAAUUUGCGACUCAGCUAAGCGAUGCUCAAGACUCGAGCGAGGACGCUACUCCCACUUCGUCAAGCUGUCACAUCACCCACAAACGGUUUGGCAGUGUCCCCGAGUGUUCAGCGAUCAUAAAGGCUAAGUUCCAUCCUCUGACCAAAUCGCCAAAUGGUAGUAACAUAUCCAAGCUACUGUGA